Messenger RNA from Cornus florida, 1331 nucleotides. Its product is annotated as transcription factor MYB108-like. Gene Ontology annotation, cellular component: nucleus. Gene Ontology annotation, molecular function: sequence-specific DNA binding; DNA-binding transcription factor activity. The record is from RefSeq and is a predicted model, not a curated record. Bases 114 to 1025 code for a protein of 303 amino acids. The transcript is spliced from 3 exons. NCBI's taxonomy places the organism in Eukaryota, Viridiplantae, Streptophyta, Magnoliopsida, Cornales, Cornaceae. Gene Ontology annotation, biological process: regulation of DNA-templated transcription.
UCUCUACAUAUUUCUCUCUCUCUCUCUCUCUCUCUCUAAAAAAACUCUCUCUCUCCCUCAUCAAAUCGAAGCCUUUUUGAAUCAAUCAAUCAGAAUCUCUCCUAUUUCCUGGAAUGGAUGGUAAAGGUAGAGGAGGUAGAGCUUGUGAUUCUGCAACCAUUCAAAGUGAAAAGGAGGAGAUGGACCCGAGCCUGAGGAGAGGUCCAUGGACGGUUGAAGAAGACUUCACCCUCAUCAAUUACAUCUCCAAACAUGGCGAAGGUCGCUGGAAUUCUCUCGCUCGUUGUGCAGGUCUCAAUCGAACCGGAAAGAGCUGCAGAUUAAGGUGGCUGAACUAUCUCCGGCCCGACGUCCGACGUGGGAACAUCACCCUCGAGGAACAACUUCUCAUUCUCGAGCUUCAUUCUCGUUGGGGCAAUAGGUGGUCGAAAAUUGCACAACACUUGCCGGGUAGGACUGAUAAUGAGAUAAAGAACUAUUGGAGGACUAGAGUGCAAAAGCACGCAAAGCAGCUCAAAUGUGACGUGAACAGCAAGCAAUUCAAGGACACCAUGCGCUACCUCUGGAUGCCAAGGCUGGUCGAGAGAAUUCAGGUGGCUGCCGGAGCAUCCUCCACAGCUGCCACCGCCCCCACCGCCAACGCCUACCACCUCAACACCACCGCCGACCAAUUGGUUCUGCCACCCACCGGAAUGGUACAGGUCAACCAUGGUUUCACGCCGGAGAAUUCCAGCACGGCAGCAUCGUCAGACUCGUUCGGGACCACGCCGGUGUCUGACCUGACUGAUUAUUACAAUUUUCCGGUCAACGGUAACCAGGUUAAUCAGGAUUAUUACCAAGUUAAUCAGGCGGGUUUUCAAGAAUCCCUAAUCAGCCCCUCUGGUUACAUUAACCAUGGGUUGGAUUUCCAAGCCAUGGAGCAGAACCAACAGUGGAUUGACGGCGGCAGGGACAUACCGGACAAUCUUUGGAAUGUUGAGGACAUUUGGGUCUUACAACAGCAGCUCAGCAACACUACCAUGUGAAAAAUCAAACCAAAAAUGUGGAGAGAGGGGGCAUAAUUUUAUUGUAGAGCUAGAGAUAUUGUUGAGAAACUAUACAAAUUAAUGAAUGAUUUUAGGACACAAAUAGAAUUUGUGGAGAAGGAGAGGUCAAAUUGUGGAUUAAGUCUAAAUAUGUUUGUGCUUUUUUUUUUUUCUUUUUUUUUUUUUCUGCGCUUGGAGGGUGUGGGGGUAAAUUUGUAAUUUGCUUUCUGAUAUCAUUCUUUGAAAUUGACUUUUGUACUUUUAAAGUUAAUAUUAUAUUGUUGUAGCUGUGAAUAAUUGGUUCCA